This is a messenger RNA of Cydia pomonella (codling moth), 1460 nucleotides long. RefSeq names its product ubiquitin domain-containing protein 2. The record is from RefSeq and is a predicted model, not a curated record. NCBI's taxonomy places the organism in Eukaryota, Metazoa, Arthropoda, Insecta, Lepidoptera, Tortricidae. Gene Ontology annotation, molecular function: protein binding. Bases 429 to 1139 code for a protein of 236 amino acids. The transcript has 5 exons.
CCGUCUAAAAUUGCAUAAAAAAAAUGUGAUUUUGAGAUGCUAAUUUCUACGGCCAUUGAUAUUUCGCCAUUAGAAUUUACAUAUUAUUUUUAUCGUUACUAAUGAAUUUGUAUAUCGGUUUCGUAUUAAUAUUAACAUCAUUCGUUGAUGGUGCGUUUAGAUUUAUCAAAAAUUAAAAAAAAAUCAAUAAAAGAAAGUGUAGUAUGAUAUUUAAUAUGAUUUGAUUCAAGAAAUGAGACAUGAAAUUUAGUAUUAUAAAUAUUAGAUCAUAAUGAUACUGUUCAUAUUGCAUAAUUUAUAAAACAAAUACCCGGUGCAAUAACAAAACCAAUACAGCUAUAGUCCUUUGACAGUAGAAGAUAAAAUGUUAUUUGUUAAUAUUUUUUUGUAAAUAUUUGUUAAAUGGGCUAUUGUAGAAUGUGAUCAAAAUGGGCGGCUGCAUCGGAAUAACUAGGAGCAGAAGCGGGCCCGUGGGCGAGGAGUCUUCGGGCACCGUGUCUCGGCCUAAUUCCGGUGGUUUAAGGAAGAACCAGUCGCUGUGCCAUGAGACGAUCAGGUGGAAAUCGGACGUGCCGCUCACGGAGGGCCAGCUGCGGAGUAAGCGGGACGAGUUUUGGGACACGGCGCCUGCAUUUGAGGGUCGGAAGGAGAUAUGGGAUGCACUGCGAGCUGCGGCCGUGGCGGCGGAGGCUAUGGAUUUCCAGCUGGCACAGGCGAUCCUGGACGGCGCUAGUGUAUCCGUGCCUAAUGGCUAUCUCACAGAGUGCUAUGAUGAGUGGGGGACUAGAUAUCAGGUCCCGAUCUAUUGCCUGUCGCCCCCCAUAAACAUGGUGAAGGAGGCGAGCGGGCGCGACUCCCCCGCAGAGUGGUCGGAGCCAGUGGAGGGCGGCGCGGAGGUGGCUCUGCGCUUGCGUCUCUCGCACACAUGUCGCGACGUGACUCUCGCAGCCACCGCCAGGCACAGCAUAGCGCAGUGCAAGAACAAACUACACGCUCAAGAAGACAUAGAGCCGUGGCGCCAGCGCUGGUUCUACGGCGGCAAGCUGCUGGGCGACCGGCUGCUGGUGGAGGAGGCGGGCGUCACGCCGGGCUACGUGGUGCAGGUCAUCGUCAGCGCCGCGCCGCCGCCGCCCAGCUAGUCUGCUGCUCCCGGCUCGACGAGGUAGGGCUCCCACACUCCCGGACUACAUGUACACUCACCAUCAAAUACGGUAAAGUGGACGAUAUAUCGGGUUUAUUUCUAUGGUAUCAAAGGUCUGUUAAUUUCCCACUUUGGCUGUUACUGUAUAUUUGAUGCUGACUAAGUUAACACUCGACAGAUUUAACUGACAGGUACACUUAUGUCAGGUAGUUGGUAAAAUUGCGCGAAGUUUUUUUAAUAGAAAUAGCUGGAUUUUGAGACUGAAUCUGCGUUAUUAACCAGUUUUAGUCUCAUAUUACAUCUUUACUUAGUAAAAAUU